CGCCUGCCCUCCUCCCGCACCGCUGCUGCUGGCCGCCCGCCCUCCUCCCGCACGGGUGACUUGAUGCCGCCCGCCCGUGGCCCCUCCGUGCAGGCAUCAGAGCGGGCCACAAGGGGCGCGCGCGGUCGUCCCCUGGCCGGGGUCUCUCGAGGCCGGUGCCCUCCAGGCUGGGGCUCUGACCGCCCACCCGCCCGCUGGCCGACGCCAGUGCUGCUUGCCGGUGUCCAGUGCCCGCCGACGCAUCCACCUGAGAUCCCCAAAGGAUAAGAAUCAGAUCGUCCCAUCUCUGUUGUUCCACAUGGUUCCUCUAGAUUGAUAGUAGAUGCAAAAUGGACUUGUUGGGUCAGGUUUGGACCGAUUUUGGUAUGCAUUGGAUAUGGAUAGUUGAGAACAAUGCUUGUAGAGUAGUGAUUGAUGAUGCUCCUUCUCAACUAUAGAGGAUGGUCGAUCUGUGUACCGGAAGGGCAGACCAUUGUAAUGGUAGGUAGAUUAAGAGGAGUACUCCAUCAUUGAUAUGGAGAAAGAUGUUCGAAAACACUUCAGUUGGGCAAUUUUUCAAGAGGCAAAUUUUUGGUUUGCGGAUCAGAAUGGUCAAACAAGUCACCUUGCUACUGAUCAACAGCUUCUAGCCUUGUUGCAGGCUUCACAAGUUGUGAAGUUCAUCAUGACUAUUGAUAGAUGUGACCAUGGUGAUAUUUCUGUGAAUGUGACUCAAAUGGAGGAUCAAAGCCAAGUGAUAAAUGAUGAUGUGCAGGUGGAGGGAAAUGAGCAGCAAGUUGUGGUCAGUAAUGCAAGGGAUGUGCUACAGGUCUCAUCUUGAGGUGUGAUUGCAGAAUCAAGGCAAAGAAUGGGCAGAGGAACCAGAACUUGGGGUUACAACAGCUGGUCCUAAUAGAAUGGAGGAGGAGGAGAAGGAUCACUAUAUGGAGUGUGGUUUUGACCCUGAGGGAGAUGAUCCAAUUGGAGCUGAUGAAGAAUGGAGACAUUUCAAGAAGCAACAAAAGACACCAGAAGGAGGAAGUAAUGAGAAAGUGCAACAGGAAAAGAAUAAAGUAGAGAAGAAAGGGAAGGUAUAUGAAGGUACAGAUCCUGAUGCUGUACCAAGUGAUGAAGCCACUAUGAUUAGUGAUGCUAUAUAUUUUUCACACACUACAUAUGACAGAGACAACUCUGACAUAAAGGAAGGAUCCACAUUUGCCGACAAAGAUGCAUUCAUGCUGAUUAUCAAACAAUAUGCCAUAAAAAGGGGGUUUCAGACAUUUGUAGAGCAUAGUGAAAAAUCAAGGUAUAGGGCAAGAUGUUCUGAUUCAGAGUGUGAAUGGAAAGUUCAUGCAAAGAAACUUCGUGGCUGCCCUACAUUUAUGAUUGUUUACAUUUCAGAAGUCCAUACAUGUGCUAGCACAAGCCAGGUGAAGGGUAAGGAGGCCACCGAAGUUUGGAUUGCGGACAGGGCAAAAGAGGGACUAGAAGGACUUCAUGGCACUUGGGAGGACAGUUUCAAAAUGUUGUGGAAUUUCAAAGCGGAGUUAGAAGCAACAUGUCCUGGCAGCAUAGUAGAGAUUGAUUGCAAGAAGAAGAAAGAUGGCCGAGUGUACUUCUCUAGGAUGUUUGUUGCUAUCAAAGCAUGUGUUGAUGGAUUCCUUGCUGGAUGCAGGCCGUACCUUGGAGUUGACUCUACUCAUCUCACCGGUAAAUACAAUGGACAGCUAGAUGCAGCAACAACAAUUGAUGGUCAUAAUUGGAUGUAUCGAGUGGCAUAUGUGAUUUUUUAAAAGGAGACAAAGGCUGAUUGGACUUGGUUCUUGAUGCAAUUGAAGAGAGCAAUCGGAACAUGACAUGGACUGACCAUCCACACUGAUGCUUGCAAAGGUUUAGAGGCAGCAGUCCACAAAGUCUUCCAAGAUGAAGUUGAACAUAGAGAGUGUUUUAGACACCUCAUGCAGAAUUUUAGGAAGCAUUUUGAAGGAGAUGUCUUGAAGAACAUGUGGCCAUGUGCUUGGCAUGUACUGCUAGAAGGUAUCAGUGGCUUUGGGACAGAAUUGUAGAGAAUUGUCCAGAAGCAAUUCCUUACUUAGAAGCAGAGCACAAACAGAUCUGGUCACGUGCUAAGUUCUCAGGAGAAUGUAAGUUGACUAUGUCAAUAACAACAUAUCAGAAUGCUUCAACAACUGGAUUAGGGAAACUAAAGGUUUUCCUGUGGAUGCCCUUAUGGACACAAUUAGGGGGAUGAUCAUGGAAAAGAUAGCGAUGAGGCAAUAGAUAGCCGAGAGACUUGAAGGGCCAAUUCUUCCUAGUGUUAUCAAUGAGCUGAAGAUGAAGAGUAGAAACUUGAAGUACAUGAUCAAGGGGAGUGGUGGGCUACAGGCCGAGGUAUCUGGAUUGACUAAGGACAACUAUCCUUGGAGGCAUGCUGUGGAUCUUGAUAUGAAAACAUGCUCAUGUGGUCAGUGGCAGAUUUCUGGUAAACCUUGCACCUAUGCUAUCUUUUUUCAUAGGUUCACUCAGAAGGGUUAAACUAGAGGACAAGUGCAUGAUUACUACUCACUUGAGCGUUUUAAGGCUACAUAUCAGUUUGUGGUAAAUCUAAUGGUUGACAAAUCAGAAUGGCGUGUGGCUAAUCCCGGUUCUGAGAUGUUGCCUCCGAAGCUAGAAAGUAUCAGAUCUAGAGCCACGGAACUGCGCACAUGGUAUACAUAUUUUAGGAUAAGGGAUGGGACAUGGUCCACGCCCUACAUCAGUUGUAACUACUCGUACUGUAGUAGAACUAGUCGGAACAGAAGGAAACUACCCGAGUAGUACUUGGGUAGGACUCCUAAGCUCGUAUUUGGCUAGGAUUUCUAUGGAAUCCUAUCCCCCAGACUAUAUAAGGGCAGGCAGGGACUCCCUAGAAACACAUCAACACCUAAGGCAAUACAAAUCACAACAUAGGAUGUA
Molecule: messenger RNA, 2934 nt
Organism: Panicum hallii
Lineage: Eukaryota; Viridiplantae; Streptophyta; Magnoliopsida; Poales; Poaceae
Exons: 3
Coding region: 897-1772 (291 amino acids)
Source: RefSeq, a predicted model, not a curated record